AAUUUCAACAAAAAAAUAAACUUUCAACUGAUAUAAAUGAUGCUAUAAAUCUUUCAAUACAAAAACUUGAUGACUAUUAUCCAACUUCUGAUGGUUUAGUUUAUAUUGUUACAACAAUUUUGGACCCUUAUUUGAAACUGUCUUAUUUUAAAGAAAAUAAUUUUGAUUCUAAUUAUAUUAAAACAUGUAAACAACAAAUUACUGAUUUAUGGAAAAGAAAAUACAAACCUAAUGAAAAUCAAGAAUCAAAUAUAUCAAUUUUAAAAUAA
Molecule: messenger RNA, 269 nt
Organism: Diversispora eburnea
Lineage: Eukaryota; Fungi; Glomeromycota; Glomeromycetes; Diversisporales; Diversisporaceae
Source: the annotation of a GenBank genome assembly